Melospiza georgiana is the source of this 2634-nucleotide messenger RNA. RefSeq names its product interleukin 31 receptor A (gene IL31RA). Gene Ontology annotation, cellular component: signaling receptor complex; external side of plasma membrane. Gene Ontology annotation, biological process: cytokine-mediated signaling pathway. The record is from RefSeq and is a predicted model, not a curated record. The transcript has 15 exons. Bases 1 to 2634 code for a protein of 877 amino acids. NCBI's taxonomy places the organism in Eukaryota, Metazoa, Chordata, Aves, Passeriformes, Passerellidae. Gene Ontology annotation, molecular function: cytokine binding; cytokine receptor activity.
AUGUUCAGCAAUUUGAUUUGGAUGUUUGUCCUGCUCUGCAUCUCUGUAGGAGAUGAAAACUCCAUCAGAGAUGCUGACAUUUUUCCUUCAUCUCCUGAAAUUGAAAGAGGAUCCUCCCUGAAACUAUCCUGUGUUCUUAGAAAGAACUACGCGCCACAGAGAAAUGCAAGCCACAUCAUUUGGAAAUUGAAUAAUGAAUUGAUUGCUCCAGAAAACUAUAACAUUGUGAAUAAGACUGUAUCUAAUAUAACCAUCCAUAAUUUCACUUACAGCAUAGCUAAUGUGGAAUGUUUAAUGAAGUACUCGGACAAGGAACUACCUUUGGCUCACACAGAAGUUAAAUCUGGCUUUCGUCCAGACAUGCCAGAAAAUCUUUCCUGCAUUUAUUUCUAUGAUGUUAACCUUACCUGUACCUGGAAUGCAGGAAGAGAAACAAGUCUUAGGACGAACUAUACUCUUUACCGAAAACAGAUGUCUUCUCCAAAUGUAUCAUCUCAGGAUGUCUUCUCCUGCCCGUCUGUAACAGAGUCGUGUUCACUUUCUUAUUCUGACAAUGUUUAUAGUAAUAAUUUUUGUUUUCAAGUGGAAGCUAAAAAUGUUUUGGGUGCAUCCUUAACAGAGUGUGUCCCUAUACCUUUGCAAAAAAUAGAGAAAUUUGCCCCUCCUGAAAUCAUUUCAGUUAAAAAAAUCCCUGGUAUAAAGCAGUUACUUACAGUAACCUGGAAAAUGCCUGAGAAGAUUAUCCCUUUAAAACAUAUUAUUUGCCAGGUUCAAUACAGAAACUUGUAUUCAAACUUUACCGAAUUUGUCAAUGUCUCACUGAAUUCUAAGAACAAAAUAGGAUCGUGUAAUCUCACAGGUCUGUGGGACUCCACAGACUAUUCUGUUGCCAUUCGGUGUGUCAAUAAUGAGUCAGCAUUUUGGAGUGGAUGGAGUGGAGAGAAAAAUGAAAGCACAGAAGAAAAUGCUCCUUCAGGAAAAGUGGAUUUGUGGAGAGUAAUUGAGUCUUCACGCUCAUCUAGAAAUAGAUCUGUACAUCUUAUGUGGAAGCCAUUAAAAAGCUUUCCGCCUUCUGGGAGAGUUCUAGGCUACAAAAUACAGUGUUUUCCAGAAAACAAGGCUGCACAUAAAAGGACAAACAAUUCUACUGAACAGAAAAUGACCUUACUUUUAAAUGAAGAGGCACAUAUCAUAUCUGUCACUGCUUAUAACUCUGCUGGAGAGUCUCCGGAAGCUAUUUUGAGGAUUCCAUCCCCUGAUGAAAAAUCCUCUCAGGUGAUUGAAAAAGUGGUAACCUCUACAACAGAUGAAGAAGUGGUGGUGCAGUGGAUAACCUCUGAACCAGAAACAACCAAAUAUGUGGUUGAGUGGUAUGAGGAAUUGGAGAUGGACCCUUUUGGUAGAUCAUGGCAAUAUGUAUCAAAUUCUACAGAGUGGAAAAAUAACAAAAAAAACUUUAAACCAUUUAUAUGCUAUAACAUCUUGGUGUAUCCUCUUUAUGGAAGUAAUGUAGCAGCUCCAUCUUACACACAAAUCUAUGUUGAAGAAAAAAAGCCAUCAGAAGGACCUGUGGUUGAUACAGGCAUUCUGGGGAAAAAUGAAGUUACAAUACAGUGGAAUGAGGUUUCAAAGGCUAAAAGAAAUGGAUUUAUCACUAACUAUACAAUAUUUUAUAAACCCAACAAUGGAAAAGAAUUGAAUGAAACAGUGAACUCUGAUGUUCUACAAUACAGACUGAAGUCCUUACAGGCUAAUACACAAUAUACUGUUCAGAUUAUGGCAAGCAACAAAGCUGGGGGAACCAUUGGAGAGCCAAAAACCUUCAAGACUUUAAAACUGGAUAAAGAAGAUAUCUUUUUUAUUGCUAUACCUGUUGAGAUAAGCAUUUUGUGUCUGAUAGGCCUUUGGAUGACGUGCGUUUUGAAAAAACACGUGUUUAAAAAGGUUUGCUGGCCUGAUAUACCAAAUCCUGAAGAAAGUCUUGCAGUGGAAUGGCCUCUUGCUUCAUCUGUGAAUAAUUCAUUUUUGAAGAGAAUGUCAUCUCAGACCAAAACUGUAGACUCUGAAGAAAUAAAUGUUUUGGAAUACUGUUUUCCUGAAGAAAGUCAGGAAGGAUCCCUACUAAUAAAUUAUGAAAACCAUGUUUCUGAAUGUACUGGUAUUAAUACAAAAGGCAUAACUAACAGAGAUGAAAAAAUACUGCAUAAUGAAGAGCAUGAAGCUGCUAAAAGUUUUUCCCCAUCCAUGCCUUAUAUAAUUACUGAUCAAUUUACCGGAAGUCAAAUGCAUUCAGCUUUGAUACCAGUGAAGGAAGUCCAGCCCAUAGAAGUGGUGGCAAGUGAUUUGUGUGGAUGCCAGCAGAAUCCAAUUAAAAAUGAAGAAAAUGACAAUGAGGAAGUUUUAAACCUGGAAGAUUUCAGUGAAAAGACACUGUUCAAUCCGUACCUUAAAAAUUCAGUUAAAACAAGGGAAUUCCUUGUUUCUGAGAGCUUGCCAGAGCACAGUACGGAUGAAUGCCGAAGCCAGUCAGGUGCCUUACUUCCUUUUCAACCAAAUGUUCUGGCACAAUCCUACAUAACAGCAGACAUGUUCAGGGUGGCCAAAGGUCAGCAGUGUGAGAGGGCUCAGUUAUAA